Molecule: messenger RNA, 3072 nt
Organism: Pochonia chlamydosporia 170
Lineage: Eukaryota; Fungi; Ascomycota; Sordariomycetes; Hypocreales; Clavicipitaceae
Product: cytoskeleton assembly control protein Sla2
Exons: 5
Coding region: 1-3072 (1023 amino acids)
Biological process (GO): actin filament organization; endocytosis; clathrin coat assembly
Cellular component (GO): actin cortical patch; clathrin-coated vesicle
Molecular function (GO): phosphatidylinositol-3,5-bisphosphate binding; actin filament binding; clathrin-cargo adaptor activity
Source: RefSeq, a predicted model, not a curated record
AUGACUUCGUUACGAACCACAGAACACACUAAGACCGACCAAGAGUUAGCCAUCAGCAUCAAGAAGGCUACCAACAGCGAUGAGAUAUCCCCAAAGCGCAAGCAUGUGAGGGCAUGUAUUGUUUACACUUGGGACCACAGGUCAUCCCUGGCCUUUUGGUCAGGCAUCAAAGUGCAACCUAUCAUGGCGGACGAGGUUCAGACAUUCAAAGCUCUGAUCACAAUUCACAAAGUUCUUCAGGAGGGCCAUCCAUCUGCCAUCAAAGAAGCCAUGGGUAACCGUGGAUGGAUUGAUGGCUUGAAUCGUGGAAUGCAGGGUGAGGGGAUACGUGGCUACGGACCGUUAAUUCGUGAAUACGUCUACUACCUGCUUGCGAAGCUUUCGUUUCACCAACAGCAUCCCGAGUUCAACGGCACGUUCGAAUACGAAGAAUACCUCAGCCUGAAAGCAAUCAAUGACCCGAAUGAAGGCUAUGAGACUAUCACCGACCUCAUGGUGUUGCAAGACAAGAUUGAGCAGUUCCAAAAGUUGAUCUUUUCCCACUUCAGAAAUGUUGGAAAUAACGAGUGCCGUAUUUCUGCGUUGGUACCGCUUGUUCAAGAGAGCUAUGGCAUCUACAAGUUUAUCACUAGCAUGCUUCGAGCGAUGCACUCAAUUACGGGAGACGACGAGGCUUUGCAACCCCUUCGGCAAAGAUACGACGCUCAGCAUUACCGACUCGUCAAAUUUUACUACGAAUGCUCGAACCUACGCUAUCUUACAAGCCUGAUUACCAUUCCCAAGCUACCUCAAGAUCCGCCUAAUUUGCUCGCCGACGAUGACGAAGCUCCAGCGCUGCCUGCCAGACCUAAACAAGAAAUUGAAAGAAACCCAACCCCCCCUGUAGAGCCAAAAUCUCAGGAACCCGACGAGAUCUCAGAGUUUUGGAAGAGUGAGCUGGACAGGCAGAACAGAGAAUACGAAGAGCAGCAAAGAGUUCUUGAAGAGAGGCAACAGGCAGCACUUCUUGCUCAGCAGCAAGCUCAACAGCAGGCGCAGCGUGACUUUGAGGAGCAACAACGCCGGCUAGCUGAGCAACAGCAAAGAGAGCAAGAAGCUCUCUUGGCACAGCAGGCUCAAUGGCAGACACAGGGCCGCCUGGCGGAACUGGAACGCGAAAAUCUCAAUGCCCGGGCACAGUAUGAACGGGAUCAACUGAUGCUCCAGCAGUACGAUCAGCGGGUUAAGGCCCUGGAAGGAGAGCUGUCACAUAUUCAGAACAGUCUUGGACAGCAGAUCACUAGCAAGGAUGACCAAAUCCGAGCCUUGCAGGAGCAGGUAAAUACUUGGAGGACAAAAUAUGAGUCGCUGGCGAAGCUGUACUCCCAGCUGCGACAUGAACAUCUAGAUCUUUUGCAGAAGUUCAAGGCAGUUCAGUUGAAAGCUGCAAGCGCGCAGGAGGCCAUCGACAGAAGAGAGAAACUGGAGCGGGAAAUCAAGACAAAGAACCUCGAGUUGGCCGACAUGAUCCGCGAGCGAGACAGAGCUCUCCACGACAAGGACCGACUCAACGGGAGCAACAAGGACGAAGUCGAGAAGCUUAAGCGUGAACUUCGCAUGGCCCAAGAUCGUGCGGAUAAUUUGGAGCGCAGCAAAGGUAAUGAGCUAUCGACCAUGCUGGCCAAGUAUAACCGCGAAAUGAGCGAUCUAGAAGAAGCCCUUCGCAACAAGUCCAGAGCUUUGGAGGAUUCGCAAUCCCGGAUGAGAGACGGAAACUCUGACCUCGAACAACUUUUGCGGGACAAGGAAGUGGAACUCGAAGUCUACAAGGCUGGCAUGGACGAAGCUCUAGUUAAGUUGAAUGACCUCGAGCAGAAUCAUGGCGAGACGGACCAUGCCCUGGAUGGACAGAUUGAUGCGUUGAUAAUGUCCAACCUUGACAAGAUCAACAACAUCAUUGAUUCCGUCUUGGAGGCGGGUGUUUCUCGCGUCGACGAUGCCUUGUACGAACUGGACUCGUCUAUGCAGGCUGGAAACCAGAAUGCUUCCCCGUCAUUCGCAUUGUCACAGAUCGAAAAGGCUUCAGAUAGCGCAACCGAGUUCGCCACGGCCUUCAACAGCUUCAUCGCUGACGGCCCAAACAGUACUCACAAAGAACUGAUCAAGGCUAUCAGCGUCUUUGCAGGUGCUAUUGCGGACGUUUGCGGUAACACCAAGGGUCUAAGCAGAUUGGCUACUGAUGACAAGAAGACGGAUUCUUUGAUGAACGGGGCACGACAGUCCGCAGAGUCCAGCAUCAAGUUCUUCCGCAACUUGCUUAGUGUUCGUCUGGAGGAACUUGACACAGAUCAAAAAAUCGAUGUUGUCAUCAAUAGGAAUCAUGAUGUUCAAAUGAAUCUUCAAAAACUCAACAAACUGGUUGAGGCAUUUGCACCAGGAUUUGGAAGGCUCACAAAUAACAAGGGUGAUCUUGGAGAUCUAGUUGAUUCCGAGCUGAACAAGGCGGCUGAUGCCAUUGCCGCCGCCGCAGCCCGCCUUGCCAAGCUCAAAAACAAACCCCGAGACGGCUAUUCUACGUAUGAACUCAAGGUACACGACUCGAUCCUGGAUGCUGCCAUGGCCAUCACCAACGCCAUCACGCGACUCAUCAAAGCAGCUACAGUCACACAGCAAGAGAUUGUCCAAGCAGGACGUGGAUCGUCAUCACGAACAGCAUUUUACAAGAAGAAUAAUCGUUGGACUGAGGGAUUGAUCUCGGCCGCCAAGGCGGUAGCAUCGUCGACGAACACUUUGAUCGAGACAUCGGAUGGAGUCAUCUCGGGCCGCAACAGCCCAGAGCAGCUCAUCGUUGCGUCCAAUGAUGUGGCCGCGUCCACGGCGCAGUUGGUGGCCGCAAGCAGAGUAAAGGCAGGAUUCAGGUCCCAGAGCCAGGAGAACCUCGAGCAGGCAAGCAAGGCAGUCGGGGCGGCAUGCAGAGCCUUGGUACGCCAAGUACAGAGCAUGAUCCGUGAGCGCAGCCAGGACGAUGAGCAAGAAGACUACGCCAAGUUGGGUGCUCACGAAUUCAAGGUCCGCGAGAUGGAACAGCAGUAG